AUGGGUUUGGGUUCAAUCUCGGAGAAAGAGUUUCGGGACGAGCAGAAAAUGCGCACGCGAUUCUUCCAGUUAUGGAGAGCAGGAAAGGUGAACCACUUCGACAGCCACGUGAAGAACGCAGCAAAGAAGGACAGUUUCCCGCGGCUGGGCACUUGGCAGGGCCACGAGCGAAUUCGGUUCCCCAGUAAGCCCCAGCGGAUAAGGAGUACGCACGAUGAAGUUGGGCCGGGAUCCUUGAGACCCCAAGCCCAUAAAGCCGCUCAACAACUCGAAGCCCAGCUCAAGGCUUCCAAUAUCCGCUUCGAGAAGAUGAUCGGCUGGGGUGGAGGUGGGAUAGCCUGCCUGUGUGAAACAACCAAGGAGAACGGCGAAAAGUUCAAGAUCGUCUGCAAGGCCAGCAUAAGCCAAAACCCUGACGACACACUGGAACUUGAGUGGGAUAACCACAUGCAAAUGGCUGGGGCAAAGCACAUUGUCCAGCGUGUCGUGCUCCAGGCUUCGCCAUCGAAGAACCAGGGACAACAACCGCACGCGUCUUCCAGUCAAGCUCCCCCAGCCGGGAGCCUAUCCACCCAAUUCAGGGGACUCGCCAUCGGUAACAGCAACAACAACAACAACAACAACAACAACAAUAACAACAGUUCUGGAGGAAACACCGUGGAGAAGGCAAGGCAGGCCUUCGAUGCGAGGAAAGACAUCUUGUUCCUCGAAUACAUGAGGCGAGGGAACCUGAAUACCUACCUGGAGAAGAUGGGUGCAGCCUCAAAGCGAUUCCCAGACCAGGUUCUGUGGCAGAUCUUCCACUGUCUGUUCAAGGCGUGUCUCGCUAUGGCAUAUCCUCGCGGGUUCCAACCGCCAGGAUUGAAUGCUGAAACCACAAACCUGCCGCAGGUCAGCGAGAGUCACGUCGGUUUUGCUAAGCCAGACUUCCUAUCGCCGGUCAUGAUCCACUUCGACAUCGAUGCAUCGAAUGUCCUGGUCGGGGACUUCGAUGAGGACGAGCACAAUCUAGUGCCUCUUAUCAAGAUCUCGGACUUGGGAAUAUCAAGGGUCAUAGACGUGAAUUUCCGAAACCACGAGCAAUACACAUGGCGUGCGCGGCUUUGCGGAAAACAAGAGUACUACACGCCGGAACAGUUUACCGAAGAAUGGGAUUUUGUGCCCGGGGCCCCAUACUGGCGAGACGAGCCCACGGCGGGCAAUUACCACUGGUGGACAAACAUGUAUCAAGCUGCCCACGUUAUGUGGUCGCUGAUAACCCUCUGCCACCCCACGUACCCCCCUGAAGCCAGGGAACACAUUGGGCACUACGAGAAGACUCCCGAGAAGACACUUAGAUACGAGUGGAGUUACGGAGGUUAUCUCUUCGAGAACGAAUUCGACGACGUCGACCUGGAACUUCGAGAGCUUGUCGUCGCGUGUAUGAACCACGAUCCCACCACACGCCCGUCGAUUGCCAUCCUUGCCAAAGAAUUCGAGGAAUAUGCGAAGAAAGCCGCCGCAUCAGGGCCAGAAGAUGAGGAGAUCCAGCGACUGGCCCAUGAGAUCUUCGGAGACCCGCCGCCCCCCGUGUCUGUUGUGCCUUCCACCGCGACUCAGUCACCGACCCAAGCCCAGAAACCGGCGACGCCACCGCCGCAGGACCCAUCCGCUCAGCCAUUCCCGGCGCUGAACCGGCAACCACGCGGCAAUAUAGGCCGCAUCGGUCACCACAGCCAGCAGGAGCAGGGCCGUCCGGUCAGGUCCGUGGACAACCACAGGCUUCUUCUUCUUACGCCACGGUUCUCCCUACGGGACAAGCAACAAUUCAGCCUGCGGCACCUCCUGCAGCAUCUUCUUUAG
Phialemonium atrogriseum is the source of this 1842-nucleotide messenger RNA. RefSeq names its product kinase-like domain-containing protein. The coding region runs from base 1 to 1842 and encodes 613 amino acids. NCBI's taxonomy places the organism in Eukaryota, Fungi, Ascomycota, Sordariomycetes, Cephalothecales, Cephalothecaceae. The record is from RefSeq and is a predicted model, not a curated record. Gene Ontology annotation, biological process: protein phosphorylation. Gene Ontology annotation, molecular function: protein serine/threonine kinase activity; ATP binding. The transcript is spliced from 9 exons.